Symbiodinium sp. CCMP2592 is the source of this 2988-nucleotide messenger RNA. Lineage: Eukaryota; Dinophyceae; Suessiales; Symbiodiniaceae. The record is from the annotation of a GenBank genome assembly.
AUGAUCGAGCAGCAGCUCCUUCAUCAUUCUAGCGGUGUACGCCGCUGGGGUGGGCUGACUGCUCAGGGCCCAUCGGUCUACAGAGACCGCCUCGAGGACAAGGUGAAGCAGGCCAAGCUGGCGAGUGUUUUCAUGGUGGCGGACCUUCGUAAGGAGUCACGUUUGCUCUAUCUGCGUGUGGAGAUCGCAACGAUGCCCAUGACGCGGCUUUGCUUCAACCUCUCCCUGCAUCCGGUGACUCGAGGGUGGCUCCUGGGCCACUUCCUCAUCCUACUGUGCAGGCAGACGGAGCCCGAGGCCUCGUUGGAAUCCCUUCCGCCCCCUUGCCUCUUUGAAGGACUGGAUGGGCCCCAAUCCCAGUCCAAGCAGCCACACCGCAGUCCGCUGGAAGUUCAGUCUGUGGGCUCGCAGAGAGUCUUGGCCAUUUUGGCCUACUUACUCCGCCGAGUCCCCCAGUGCGGGGACUUCUUUGCACGGAAGCUGCAGAGCGAGCCUUGGUUAAAGGCUUUUCAUGCACCACAAUGGUCGAGUGAUCGUAGCAAGAAGUCGCGGGGAGAUGUCUCGCUCUUGCAAGGGAUUGCAAUAUCAGAUUUGCCGGGCCACUGCGCAGUGAAUCUUCUCAUGCAGCUCGUGAACACGAGACUCUACUUGUCUUCCUCCCGACACGCGGCAUGGCUUCUCUCCGUCUUGCAUGCGCUGCUGGUUCCGCAGCCGGCCCUGAGCUCCUCCAAGGACUCGGAAGGUUCUUUCAGCGAGGGUCUGCCUCAGACAGCGCCCGCCCAAGCGGCGCCCGCCCCGGCCAGCGCGGCCGGCGAGGCCACUGCCGCGACCGUUCCGGCCAGCGCCGCGGCCGCAGAGGAGACGCAAGAGACGCCCGGGUCACAGCGGUGGAGCAAGAUCAUUGAGGACAUGCACACGGCCCUGUCCCAAAAGAGCGUGCUGGCUCUUUGCCACUUCCUUUGCCAUGCCGGCAGUGGCCACGGCUCGAGCAGUGAGGGUGAUGCAUUCCAACUGGCAGGGGAUAUCCUCGUGGCCCUAGCAGCUUCACGUACGCACCUAGACACCGUAAGGUGCGAGUUGAUGCAGGUCCUGGCCACCCUGGUCACGGACAUCGAGCGAGCUCUUCAGGAGUGCGAGGCGGCCGCCGCAGAGCCCUCCACGAUCGAGUCGCGCUUCCUUCGCGUGGUCAGGACGUUGACCGAAGUUUUCCGGGAGGCCUCAAAGUCAGGGCCGGACCGAAGCUCUAAGCCGGAGGGCUUCAUGGAGGAGGCCCGUGUUGAAAAUUUGUGGGAUGCCCUGGACCGCACAUUGGAGCGCCUGGAUGACCCAGAGAUGUCAGCCACGCCAGCGCAGAAGCUCCUAUCCUCCGGUGAGGGGGGAGAUGCAGGUUCACCUGAUAACAGCCAGUCGCCUCCGAAGCCGUUGCUGAACCGGCUGCUGCCGCUCAUCGAAGCCUUCUUCGUGCUCCAUGGCCACAUUACCGAGGAAGCGGACAAGGCCCCACGACCGGAGGAACCGCUUCAGAUGACCGAGGGUGGCUCCUCCUCAUCUCAUCCGGGCAAAGUCCCGUCACCAGCUCAGCUGUCACGGCACGUUUUUGCCGAGUUCCACGAGCAGUCUGCAGCAGAGAGAUCUCGCUUCGGCCAAUUCUGCAAGAAGCAUCGGCGUCCGUUGAAUGCGCUGCUGAAACAGACACCUUCGCUUCUGUCGAAGUCUUUCGCUCCAGUCCUUCAGUAUAUGCCGACCUGUCUGGACUUCGACAACAAGCGGGCCUAUUUCAGGUGCGGCGCAUCCCUUGUGGUAAGUGUGGGGACGCUUGGCAGCCCCUCCCCCUCUGCCAGGGCGCAGCUGCGGUCUCGGAGGCUAGAAAGUCGGUAUCAGACCAUCCGCUUACGAGUCCGUCGAAACGAGAUUUUCAUGGACUCAUACCACCAACUCCGGAUACGGACUGGUGAGGAGAUGAGGGCCAAGAUCCAGGUUCAAUUCCAGGGCGAAGAGGGCAUUGAUGCCGGGGGUGUGGCCAAGGAGUGGUACGGAGCGCUGGCCAGGGAAAUUUUUAACCCCAACUAUGCCCUCUUUGUGCAGGCCGGUGGCAAGGCUUGCACUUACCACCCGAAUCCGAUGUCCUAUGUCAACAGAGACCACCUCCAGUUUUUCCACUUCAUUGGCAGGGUGGUUGGCAAGGCCAUUCAUGAUGGCCAGAACCUGGAGGCCUGGUUCACCCGAGGCUUCUACAAGCACAUGCUGGGAAAGAAGGUGAUCCCCGCUGAUCUGGAAGCCUUUGAUCCCGAGUACUUCUCCAAUUUGAAAUGGAUGCUGGAUCAUGCCAGGGACAUCACAGAUAUCAUCGAGCUCACCUUCUCCGCGGAAAGCGAUGAGCUGGGGCAGAUCAAAGUGGUCGACCUCAAGCCUCAGGGCAGAACGUUGCCCGUAACCAACGAAAACAAACAUGAGUACAUUCAACUCAUGUCGGAGCACAAGAUGACCAACUCCGUCAAGCAGCAAAUAGAGCACUUCCUCAAAGGCUUGCAUGAGAUCGUCCCUCCGCAGCUGCUGUCGUUGUUUGACGACAAGGAGCUGGAGCUUCUCAUCUCGGGCCUGCCGGAUAUUGAUAUUGAGGACCUGAAGCAGAACACCGAGUAUCACAACUAUACGCCGCUGUCGGAUCAGGUCCAGUGGUUCUGGAAGGUCUUGAGCGAGUUUACGCAGGAGCAACGAGCGUGGUUCCUGCAAUUCGCCACUGGAACCUCUCGAGUUCCGGUCGAAGGCUUUAAGGGUCUGGUGGGCAUGCGAGGGCCGCAGAAGUUCUCGCUGCACCGAGCAUAUGGUUCAGAUCGGCUCCCAUCGGCGCACACCUGCUUCAACCAGCCGCGACCUUGUAAGGGAGAGCCACAAGUCCUCUCCUUUAACAACACUGUAGUGUCAAUGUGCUCCUUGUCAAAACAGUCAUGUAUUCUCAGCCAAGAGUUCUGCGAGAUUCUGGGAUAA